UGUGUUUUUGUGAGGAAACAGGAAUUCCACACUGUUAAGUCCAAAGAGUUUGGAAACACAGCGGAAGUGCAACCCCGUCGGGCGAAGCAAGCGGGUGUGUGAGAGACUGUAUCGGGGACUCCGGCUGGCAUGAUGUGGGCACGGCUGAUGGUGGGAGUCAGGGGCUCGGGGUUCGGGCUGCGCGCUUCCAGAGACGGUUUGUUGGGGGUCGCUGGAGCUGGAUGCGCGGGGAGGAGACAGCAGCAGAGACAGGCGUCCAGUUCAGAGGCUGCCUUGAAGAAGACUCCACUCUUUGACUUCCACAGGGAGCAGGGGGGGAAGAUGGUGGAGUUUGCAGGCUGGAGUAUGCCUGUCCAGUACAAAGACAGCCACAUUGUUUCACACAUGCACACCAGGGAGCACUGUUCCAUCUUCGAUGUGAGCCACAUGCUACAGACCAAAGUCCAUGGCAAAGACCGGGUAAGGUUCAUGGAGUCUCUGGUGGUUGCAGAUAUCGCAGAGCUCAAAGACAACCAGGGUACGUUGUCUCUCUUCACCAAUGAAAAAGGAGGAAUUAUGGAUGACCUCAUAGUGACAAAGACAGACCAGGGCUACCUCUAUGUCGUUUCCAACGCAGGCUGUGCUGACAAGGACUCGGCUCAUAUGAAGGCCAGACUGGCAGAGUUCAAAGCUGCAGGUUUUGAUGUGGAUCUGGAGUUUCUUGAUGAAGCAUUGAUUGCUGUGCAAGGUCCAACCAUGUCCCGGGUUCUCCAGGAGGGUCUUAAAGAGGAUCUCAGCAAGCUAACCUUCAUGACUUCCACCCUGGCUACUGUGUUUGGUGUCCCUAACUGCAGGGUCACCCGCUGUGGAUACACAGGAGAAGACGGUGUAGAAAUAUCCGUUCCUCGGUCCAGAGUGGUUGAGCUGACGGAGAAGCUGCUGACAAGCUGUGAGGUGAAGCUGGCCGGUCUGGGAGCAAGGGACAGUCUUCGGCUGGAGGCAGGACUUUGUCUCUAUGGCAAUGACAUAGAUGAGAGCACCACACCUGUUGAAGCCACACUUGUUUGGACAAUAGGAAAGCGCAGGCGUCAGACCAAAGAUUUCCCUGGAGCUGAUGUCAUUAUACCUCAGAUCAAAGCCAAGACAGCCAGGAAGAGAGUCGGUCUGGUAUCCACCGGACCCCCAGUCAGACAGCACACACCCAUCCUUGGCCCUGAUGGACAGGUUAUAGGUGAGGUGACCAGCGGCUGCCCCUCUCCCUGCCUGAAAAAGAAUGUUGCCAUGGGUUAUGUGGAUGCAGCAUUCGCCAAGAACGGAACACCCAUCCAGGUUGAAGUCAGGAAGAAAGCAGUGCCAGCAACUGUCAGCAAGAUGCCCUUCGUCCCGACCAGCUACUAUUCUGGAUAGGAGACGUGCACAAUGAUACACCUCAAAGUGGAGCACUCUUUCACUGUUUGUCUUGUGUUUUGCAGUGUUGCCCCCACUGUUUGAUUCCAGCAAUGCAAGACCAAUAUAAGAUUUACGAGUCUUUAUUGGUGCAGCCUCUGAGAGGAAAAAAAUAAAUAAAAUAUUAAAACUAUCAUGCUGUAAAAUGUGCUUCUAAUACAAUAUAAACGGGGCACAUUCUUGGAAGACUUAAUAGGACAGGAUCUUGCAUACAGUAUAAUACAAAGACUCAGUGCAGGAUAUUUUUUAAAAUGCAGGUUGUCAUUGUACAUAAUGUCUGUCAGUAUUAGUAUGAUUUCACCUGCAAAUAGACAUGUAAUGAACCAUAAGCAGGUUACAGAUGAGACAAAAUCAAUUAAUGGGCAACAUUGUUCAUUCUGAAACUUUAUAUGUGAUAUCAUACUGAACUUCACCAUGUUUUGGUGUUUUUACUUUUAACAUAAAAAAAUGAGCUUUUACCAUGUUUGCAAAGUUUACAAGUUAAUCUGAGCAAUCGCUCGCAAGAUAACGGAAGUUAUAUGUGUAGAACAAUUAGACUAUUUUUAAUUAACUGCUUCAUGCAGAAUAUUGGUUACUGAUGAUGAAACAUCAUAUUAGUACUAAUUUGUCACUACUGGACCAAAACAUAAAAAUUCCCAAAAUUUUUUAUGGAUGUUAAAAUGACAUAUCUGCACCUUUGUUUUCAGUUGUAUUCUUGUUAGCCAUCAAACCAGUUUUCCAUUUACAAUAUUUUGGUAAACAGAAAAACAAGUUCUGCUUCUUAUGUCCUUGACUUAAACUAUCUGAAGUGUGAUAAUUAACACAAACAUGCCAGUUUUAUUACUUUUGUGUUGUUGAGUUUUUGUUUUAAAUGGUUAACAACUUAAUCUUAACACUUUCUCAGAAUUUUUUAUAAUCUUAAAAGAGAAAUUGUCUCCACAUGUGACACAAAGAAAAGUUAAGAUGUUUAGUGUAAUAAUGUGUGUUUGUCUGGCUGCUAAGGCAAUGUGAUUUCUUUAUUAAAUUAAUAAGUGGUCUUUGAAUAACUACUGAUUUAUACCUUUAAGGUGUGCUAUGUUAGGAACUUAAACUUUCAUGUCUAGCUCAAUAUUCUUGUCAACGUUUUUAAUAAACUUUUAAUC
Melanotaenia boesemani (Boeseman's rainbowfish) is the source of this 2546-nucleotide messenger RNA. RefSeq names its product aminomethyltransferase (gene amt). Gene Ontology annotation, cellular component: mitochondrion. The transcript is spliced from 9 exons. The coding region runs from base 130 to 1386 and encodes 418 amino acids. The record is from RefSeq and is a predicted model, not a curated record. NCBI's taxonomy places the organism in Eukaryota, Metazoa, Chordata, Actinopteri, Atheriniformes, Melanotaeniidae. Gene Ontology annotation, biological process: glycine catabolic process. Gene Ontology annotation, molecular function: aminomethyltransferase activity; protein binding.